AUGUCCUACCCACCAGAGUUCCUGAACAGGAUCGAUGAGUUCAUCGUCUUCAAGCGAUUGUCAAAAGAGGCUCUGCGAGACAUAGUUGACAUACGACUUAAGGAGCUACAGAGGCGGCUUCAUGAUCGUAGGAUCACGCUGGAGGUUGGGGACGAGGUCAAGACGUGGCUGUGUGAGAAGGGGUAUGAUCCUCGAUAUGGUGCUCGACCGCUCAAUCGGCUGAUCUCAAAGGAGGUUGGUAACAGCUUGGCGGACAAGAUCAUCAGGGGCUUAGUCAAGAGUGGCGAGGCAGCACGAGUUAUGGUGAAAGAUGGCGGAGAGCACCUCGAGGUCAUAGCUGGGUUGUGA
Recurvomyces mirabilis is the source of this 348-nucleotide messenger RNA. RefSeq names its product chaperone ATPase hsp78. Gene Ontology annotation, biological process: protein refolding; cellular response to heat; protein unfolding. Lineage: Eukaryota; Fungi; Ascomycota; Dothideomycetes; Mycosphaerellales; Teratosphaeriaceae. The record is from RefSeq and is a predicted model, not a curated record. Gene Ontology annotation, cellular component: cytoplasm; mitochondrial matrix. The transcript has a single exon. Gene Ontology annotation, molecular function: ATP hydrolysis activity. Bases 1 to 348 code for a protein of 115 amino acids.